Molecule: messenger RNA, 1839 nt
Organism: Elgaria multicarinata webbii
Lineage: Eukaryota; Metazoa; Chordata; Lepidosauria; Squamata; Anguidae
Gene: GSG1L
Product: GSG1 like
Exons: 7
Coding region: 1-1824 (607 amino acids)
Biological process (GO): regulation of AMPA receptor activity
Cellular component (GO): postsynaptic density membrane; plasma membrane
Source: RefSeq, a predicted model, not a curated record
AUGAAGGCGUCGCCGGCGUCGCAGGGCAGCCGAGCGGGCCCGCCUCCGCGUCCAGCGGGCGAGCGGCGGCCGGGCGGCGGCGGCGGCGGUGGGGGCGGCCGUCGGGCGCGGGCGCUGCUGGCGGUGGCGUUGAACCUGCUGGCGCUGCUGUUCUCGGCCACGGCCUUCGGCACCACGCACUGGUGCGAGGGCACCCAGCGCGUGCCCAAGCCCACCUGCGGGCCCCACAAGCGCACCAACUGCCUCGACUACGGCUACGACGCCGCGGCGGCGCCGGGCAAUGGGUCGGCCGGCAACGGCUCCGCCGCCGCCGCCAACGUGGUGCACUACAGCUGGGAGACGGGCGACGACCGCUUCCUCUUCAGGUACUUCCACGCCGGCAUCUGGUACUCGUGCGAGGAGAACAUCAACACGCCCGGUGAGAAAUGCCGAAGUUUUAUUGACCUUGCUCCAGCUUCUGAGAAAGGGGUCUUGUGGCUCUCGGUGGUAUCGGAAGCCCUCUACAUCAUCCUCUUGGUCGUCGGCUUCAGCCUCAUGUGCCUUGAGCUGCUCCACUCCGAUAACGUGAUCGACGGUCUGAAGCUCAAUGCUUUUGCGGCCGUCUUCACAGUGUUAUCAGGGCUUUUGGGCAUGGUGGCCCACAUGAUGUACACCCAGGUGUUCCAGGUGACCGUCAGCCUCGGCCCGGAAGACUGGAGGCCGCACUCCUGGGACUACGGCUGGUCCUUUUGCCUGGCUUGGGGCUCCUUCACCUGCUGCAUGGCCGCCUCCGUCACCACCCUGAACUCCUACACCAAGACGGUCAUUGAGUUCCGGCACAAGCGCAAGGUCUUUGAGCUGGGCUUCCAGGAGGACCCCGCCUACGCCGACCAGCAGCCCCUCAAGUCCUUCCACGGCAGGACUGCACAAUACCCAGCUGUGACGUCUCCGAGAAAGGCGAGUGGCCAAAAUGAGCAGAAGAGAUUCUCGCUGGCCAUGUCCAGCUCUUCCCCCGACACACCAAACUCAUCUUCGCUUUCCUCGGAGACCCCCAGUCACUUCUCUUCCCCUGAAGGCAGGUGGGGGGCUGCCGCAGCGGCUUCUCAAGGGGCUGUUGGCCGCAGGCUGUUGCUGGAGCACCUGAAUCCAUCUACCCAGGCGACGGAGGCAGCAGGGCCUGGAUCCAUGGCCCCUCACCCACUGCUAAGGCCAGCACCUCAGCCAGUCGCCCCAAGACCAAACCUGGUGUCCAGAGCCACGCUGCCACGUCACCACAGCCCUCCCACAAGCCCAGAGCGCCUGGUUGCUGCAUCAGGCAACCCGCUGGCAAGCAAACCGUGUGCCCAGCUCAAAUGCCCUGGAAGCCCCACCCGAGCGGACGGAUCUGCAAAGCUGUCAAGGAAGGAUUUGGGCCCGGCUCAAGAAGAGGAAGGCCUGAAGAGGGACUUUGUGACCCGGCAGGAGUUCCUGGUGGUAGAGCGAGAGCUGGAGGAAGUCCGGGAGGAGCUGAAGUGCCUGAAAUGGAAGGUGAGGCACCUCGGAGAGACGGUCCAGCCCCUUGCUGAGGAGAGCAAGCGCUACAAUGGCUACACCCUGAUGGAGCUGAAGGCCAUGGUGCAGUCCGAGGAGGACCCCUACAAAGCCGCCCAGAAGAUCCUCAUGGCACUCUUCAGCGAUGUCUACCUGCUGCAGCACCCCAUGCCUGACCAGGCCUGCAACUCCAAGAGCCUGCCCAAGCCCAGAAUUGAUCCGGAGCUGUACACCGUGUACUGCGACAUCCUGCAGAGCAUCUUCCCUGGCAUUGGCAGCCAAGCCCCGAGGGAGAGGGACCUGCAGCAGGUGUAGAAGGGGGUGGGGCAG